AUGUCUGACGAGUCCCAUCAAUACAGCGUUGUAGGAUAUUGGAGUAGGAUAGAACAAGUUGUAAAAUCAAAUGAAACAAACAAUGAGAAAUUGUUGUCGAGUUGUUUCUGUUUUUUGGAAGUUCCAGGAUAUCUUCUGGUGCCUUUAUCUAAGUCUGAUUUCAUCUCUAGCACAAUUAAAAUUCAGGAAAUCAUUCAUUAUAUCUAG
This is a messenger RNA of Clunio marinus, 207 nucleotides long. The record is from the annotation of a GenBank genome assembly. Lineage: Eukaryota; Metazoa; Arthropoda; Insecta; Diptera; Chironomidae.